Messenger RNA from Vespula pensylvanica (western yellowjacket), 1630 nucleotides. RefSeq names its product transmembrane protein 43 homolog (gene Tmem43). Lineage: Eukaryota; Metazoa; Arthropoda; Insecta; Hymenoptera; Vespidae. Gene Ontology annotation, cellular component: nuclear inner membrane. The record is from RefSeq and is a predicted model, not a curated record. Gene Ontology annotation, biological process: nuclear membrane organization. The transcript has 6 exons. Bases 257 to 1387 code for a protein of 376 amino acids.
AGUUACAACGACGUAACGAAUGGGAAUUCCGUAUAAACGGUUCUUGCGUUCUCUGUAUCCGCCUUUUUUAUUGCGUACAAGCGCACUUACGUAGAGAAAUAGAAAGAAGGACAUCGGUAUCAUUUGGAAACACCUUCGCAAGGGAAUUUGUGUAACAAAGUGGAUAAUUGCAGGAAGUGCGCAAAAUGGACAACAGCAAAGAGCUAAUGUUGAACCAAUACAUCAAAAUCGAAUUAAUGGAAGACAACCUUCACCUAUGAAUGUCCCAAUGUCAGUUUUAGAACAAUUUAGAGAAUCAUGGUUAACUGCCAUCAUUGGAUCUAUUUUGUUUGCAACUGGGAUGUGCCUGUUGUUUUGGAACGAAGGAAAGGCAGUGAAAGUAGCGUACUCUUUGGACGAAGCUUUACAGAAUGUAGCAGUACUUUCAAAUCCAUUUAAGUUAUUACCAGAGUUUGAAGGUCGUUUAAUACAUAUUUCAGGAUCAUUAUCAAUAUCAGAACCACUGACUGAACCUGAUCAUGGCAUCAUUAUGUUAAGCGUUAAAUUAAAAAGAAGAGUACAGAUGUAUCAAUGGGUCGAGAUCGAAGAAGAAAGAAGUUUUGGCGGAGUAACGGAAGAAGAGAAACAUUAUUAUUAUACGACAGAAUGGAAGGAUAAGCUUAUAGAUUCUGAUCAUUUUUAUAUAAGAACUGGACACCAUAAUCCAAAAGAAAUACCAAUCAAAAGUCAAAUACAGAUUGCUAAUGAAGUUAAAAUUGGAGCCUUUAUUCUUGGAUUAGAAUUAAAGAAGAAAUUUAAUGAAUUUGUCGAGAUUACUAGCGACGAAAGACCGGAACGUAAAGAUAUCAAAAUGCAUUCUGGGUUGUAUUAUCAUAGCACAGACUUGUGGAAUCCCCAGGUGGGAGACAUUAGAAUACAAUUCUCGUACGCAGGUAAACAAGGUGAUAUUUAUUCUAUCGUUGGCAUGAUGGAGAAAGGAGUUAUUGUCCCUUAUAUCACAUCGCACGGGGAAGAUAUUUUACUUCAAAGGAAACACAAAAUGACAGUAGAUCAAAUGUUCCACUUGGAACACAUGCACAAUUACUGGAGAACUUGGAGUAUCAGAGGACUAGGAUGGUUAGUCCUAUUUUUGGCAGCAACUUGUUUGGCAAAUAUAUUGAAAACCCUGAUACUUAAUUCAACAUUCUUAUGUGGAAUAAUAGCAAUUGAGUCAUUAACAAUGUCUGUUUCCAUGUCCAUUAGUUUAUUAGUAAUUGGUUUUGCAUGGGUGUGGUAUCGGCCGGUAAUCGGCCUUUGCUUAGCUUUAGCUUCGAUUUUACCAUUUAUUUAUUCGACUUUAACAGCAGGAUCUCAGUCGCAACAACGUGAUAAUUAUAGAAGAUUGUAAUUUUAUGUCAGAUACAUCAAUAACGUGUAGUAUAUCUAUUUAUAAUGUCUUCUUCGUUUGAGCUAUAAACUCGUAGAGUUUGUAUGUACUUUACAUAAGCAAUAUUAACAAAAUGCAAUUUCAUUGUUAAUUAUAUAUAGUUAUUUAUUAAAUAUUUAAGAUAAAAUUUUUGUAUCAAAAUAGUCGUAUGUUAAACAUAAAUGUACAAAAUGCCAAAUACAUCAGCUUAUUACGCAUCAUAAA